AUGCCUUUUCCAGUGAAACAGCUUCGUGCUCCGCAGCAGCGAAGCUCCAAAUCCAAAACCGAAAUCCCCAAUCCCCCCCAUUCCCCGAAUUCCCCAAUCCAUCGCGAAUCCGAUGAAGAACCCUAACCCUCCUCACCCCAAGCACUCCUCCUCCUCCGCCGCCGCCGCCGCGAUGGCGCCCCGCAAGUCGCGCUGGGGCCCGCCGCCGCCCGCCGGGGAGAAGGGGGCGGGGGCGGCGUCCACCUCCGCGCGCACCCCGACCCCGACCCCGUCUACGGCCGGCGACCCCAGGCGGCAUCCGCCUCCUCCUGGCCCUGGCGCGCGCAACCCCGCCGCGUCGUCGGCCGCCGCCUUCCGUCCUCCGCCGCAGCCGCAGCAGCAGCCGCGGGUGGAGACCCCUCCCCCGCCGUCGUACGGCUUCCACAACCUGGACCGCCGCACCAUGCUCCUCGCCGACGGCAGCGUGCGCACCUACUUCGCCCUGCCGCCUGAUUACCCCUUCGAGCUCACCCCUCUGCCCCAGCUCCCGCACCUCCCGCGCGGGGCCGGCCAUGAAGUCUGGCCGCCGCAUCACCCGCCGCCGCCGCCGCAGCAGCAGCAGCUGCAGCUGGCGCAGCACGACGCCAAGCGGAAGCACCUCGCCGAGCACGACGAGGGCUUCCACAGCAGGCACCCCAAGCAACCCCGGUUCGAGGCGGCACCGCCGCAGCAGCAGCAGCUGCCACCGCAUGCCGCGGUGGACCGGCACGCGCUCAGGAGGGCGUUUCUCAAGUACGCCAAGAUGCUCAACGAGAGCGCGGCGCAGAGGCGGAGCUACCUUGAAGGUGGACGCGUCCCCUGCCUUGCCUGCGGCAGGUCUUCUAAGGACUUUGCUGAUGUGCAUGGACUUGUCAUGCAUGCUUACAACCCACCAAAUGUGGAUUCAUUCAUUGACCAUCUUGGUUUGCACAAGGCACUAUGCGUCCUUAUGGGAUGGGAUUAUACAAAAGUCCCUGAAAAUUCUAAGGCAUACCAGUCAUUGCUCCCUGACCUUGUUCAAGCAAGUAGGGAGGACCUUAUCAUAUGGCCACCAACUGUUAUCAUUCACAACACUGCUACAGGGAGGAAGAAAGAUGGCCGCGCUGAGGGUUUGGGGAAUAAAGAAAUGGAUAAGAAAAUUUCAGAACUAGGUUUUGCUGGUGGCAAGUCGAAGUCCUUGUAUGGAAAGGAAGGGCACUUGGGUUUGACACUUAUCAAGUUUGCAAACAGCCCAGCUGGCUUGAAGGAGGCUGAGCGCCUUGCUGAUUUCCUUGAGAGGCAAGAUCAUGGACGUAUUGGUUGGUUGCAUGCACGAGCCAACCAGUCUGUAGGUUCUGAUAAUAGCCCUUUACUGGUUGAAACAGAUAACAGGACAGGCGAGAAAAGGAGGAUACUUUAUGGGUACCUAGCAAUUUCAUCUGAUAUGGAUGAAUUAGACUCUGAUUCAAGGAAAAGGGCUUCCCUCAAGAGCAAGAGAGAAUUUGACCCAUCUGAUUAGCCUCUUCUCACAAAAGCACAUCUCCUUGUCAGUUUAUUUAAUUCAAGCGACGCUUCUGUACCUUCUCUUAAAUGCUGGUUUACAAAAUAUGCUGCUGUGCACUAGAAAUAUUACCUUUGAAAAUAGUACCUGCACUUAGGAUGAUUGUCAUCGUUAUUGCUCGAAGCUACAUAUCUCAGCAAGUGUUUUCUGAAAGCGUCCAUUGCUUACUGAUUGAAUGGUUGUCCUGAAGAGUAUUUAUUCUUCCAAUUUUAUGAUUA
Molecule: messenger RNA, 1776 nt
Organism: Oryza sativa Japonica Group (Japanese rice)
Lineage: Eukaryota; Viridiplantae; Streptophyta; Magnoliopsida; Poales; Poaceae
Biological process (GO): regulatory ncRNA-mediated gene silencing
Source: RefSeq, a predicted model, not a curated record